This is a messenger RNA of Oncorhynchus masou masou (cherry salmon), 1750 nucleotides long. RefSeq names its product heme-binding protein 1-like. Gene Ontology annotation, molecular function: heme binding. NCBI's taxonomy places the organism in Eukaryota, Metazoa, Chordata, Actinopteri, Salmoniformes, Salmonidae. Bases 278 to 853 code for a protein of 191 amino acids. The transcript is spliced from 4 exons. The record is from RefSeq and is a predicted model, not a curated record.
UCAACCUAGUUGUACUACUAGGUAACAACAUCAGAUAAAUACGUGAAUAGAUAUGUUCUGAUUUGAUUUGUCCAAUAAGGUCCGAGGAUCAAGGAAAGGAGUGUACAGCAUAUUUUAAGUGAAUCUCCUUAUGUGAUUUUAAAAGGAGGACAAAAAUAAGAAGAUUAUGAAAUAAGAACAAGUUAUUUCAAAGGAAGCAAAAGCUACAAUAACACAGGCGAUAACAUAGCAUAAAGGGACAAAACGCGCAGCAGAGUGGUGACCUGGCCAGAGCGCGAUGUUUGGAAUGAUAAAGAACACAAUUUUCGGGAACACCGAAGAAACGGACUACAAGUUGCUCAGCAGCGAGACCAAGGAGGGGGUCAGUUAUGAGGUGCGGCGGUACGAUGGUGCAAAGUAUGCCUCAGUGAGCUCAGAGGGGCGGACCUUUGACCAGGUGACGGGGGAACUAGUGAGGAAGCUGCUCGUGUACAUUGGGGGAAGCAACGAGCAAGGGGAGGCAAUGGGGACGACAGCACCGGUUAUCAUCACAGUAUAUCCCAGGGACGACGGUGUGAUGUCACGCCGUUUGGUGGUUAGCCUCAGGAUUCCCACCAACUACCAAGUCAGUCCCCCUGUGCCCAUCGACAGUGCCAUCAGAAUCGAGGAUCGACCCGGCAUGACUGUCUACUCACUGCAGUUUGGAGGCUUCGCAGGGGAGACUGAGUACCGUGCAGAGGCCUCUCGCCUAACCAAAACUCUUGGUGAGACUGCCCCAUUUCAGCGGAAACAGUACUUCUGCUGCACCUACGACCCGCCAAUGAAACCCUACGGCCGACGCAACGAGGUGUGGUUCCUACAGGAGGAGCCAUAAGGGAAGCAUUAAGACCGACUCUUAAUAAUAAACUAUAGUCACUUCCUCUCCUUCAUCUUCACUGAUCACUCCACAUCUUGAUCUUCAUCCCCCCAAAAUAGGAUAUGUGAAAAUAAUAUGACAACAACAGGGGAUUUGUUUUCAGAUUAGUGCAAAUGAAGGAGAGGUGAUGCAAAGAAGUGUAUUUGACUAUUGAAAGGUCAUAAAGGGGAGGGAUGGGCAGCGGGCUACAUAGUUACUGGUCCAAAGUAGUGCAAUAGUACGGUACCAUUAUCAGUAACUGGAUAUUAAGUGGCCUGGGGUAGGAGCCACUAACCACAAUUUACCGCUGUGUGUGGUACAUCAUUAAGUUCUUAUUUUGUACACCCAGGGGUUGACACUUCCCUUAAAACAUGCUUCAUAGUGCUUGGAGGAAAAGCACAUUAAAUCACUGUACACAUAUCACUAUUCAGCAGUCUAAUUAAAUUAUGCUUCACUUCACACACCAUAAAAACAAAAUGACAGUUAAGUAUUCAAUAAGUAAUUAAAUUAAGUUUUAAAAAUCACAAUUCCUUUUCCCAAGGGAGGGAAUUGGAAAUAAACUAGGAAUUGAGCCAUAGAGUAGUGAUAGUCAAAUGUUUUCCUUAGUAUGAAUUAGUUGGUGGGGAGGGUAUGAAGGAGAAAUAUAUUAGUCAUUCCUUAAGUGUUAUCAUUUGAGAUGUCUAAUCCUUCUGUGAUGACAUGAAAACUUUAAGACAGCAGUUGUGUGUAGUGAAUGUUUUGGUGUGCUUGUAUUUGGUGUGUUUGAAUUGUAAUGUUAUUAUGAUUCUUGAAACUGUAUUUUGAAAUACCUCUGUAUGGUGUGUGAUUUUCUGUGAAAAUAUGGAGUGACGAUAUCAUCAGGAUUUGAUAGCGUUU